UGAGAGCUAAAAAUUCAAGCCAACGCCAGAAUAUGUGGCUCCUAAUGCUUUAACAAAAAAGAAUGGAAAACAUCAAAAGUUCUGGAAAUUUCACCAAAAAGAUAUUCAUAUCCCCUCUUUCACUUACAGAAAAACCCAGCUUCAAAAAUCAAGCUUCAUUUAAUUCACAAACUUCUUUGACUCGCCGCCACAUUCACUGGUUGUUUCAAUGGUCGUUUCGAUUUCGGCAACCGGGUUUAAAUCAGGUUUAGGAACUUCCUUCUACGGAAGUUGGGGUCCUUGUUCUUCAGAUUCUGACUGGUUGGUUAACUCAGUUCCGAGCCAGGUUCGAGUUGGGAAACCUGUUAGAUCAAAGCCUAUGAUGAAGAAUGUUAAUGAAGGGAAAGGAUUGUUCGCUCCGCUUGUGGUUCUUACUCGUCAAAUCAUUGGCAAGAAAAGGUUUAAUCAGCUCAGAGGAAAAGCCAUUGCCUUGCACUCUCAGGUAAUUACUGAAUUUUGCAAAUCAAUAGGGGCUGAUGCUAAGCAAAGGCAAGGGUUGAUUCGUUUAGCCAAGAAGAAUGGGGAAAGGCUUGGAUUCCUUGCAUGAUAAUGAUAACUUAUGAAUCAAGUUCCGGGCUAAAGUCGGACAUAGGUAUACGUUAGAGAUGGAUGUGUUUCGAUUUUUUAAACUUCUUUUAUAUAUUUAAAGGAUGAUAUUUUUAUAGAUAUAAUACGAAGAAUUUAACACUAUGUUUAGUUCGAUGUAAUAUAAUAGAACUGUAAUGAAAUAGAGUUGUAAUGUAAUAGAGCUGUGAUCAGUAAUUUAACUUUUUGGUUGAAUGGAAUGGAAUAGAACUGUAAUAAUAUUUGUCGAA
Messenger RNA from Gossypium arboreum, 854 nucleotides. Its product is annotated as protein PROTON GRADIENT REGULATION 5, chloroplastic-like. The record is from RefSeq and is a predicted model, not a curated record. Gene Ontology annotation, cellular component: chloroplast. Gene Ontology annotation, molecular function: electron transfer activity. The coding region runs from base 209 to 586 and encodes 125 amino acids. The transcript has 2 exons. NCBI's taxonomy places the organism in Eukaryota, Viridiplantae, Streptophyta, Magnoliopsida, Malvales, Malvaceae. Gene Ontology annotation, biological process: response to high light intensity; photosynthetic electron transport in photosystem I.